CCGCUUCAGCACCCCAAAUGAAGAGGGAGGCCGUCAGAGGCAUUUGUUCCCUUCCACUUUUUUUGUUGAAACAUUUUCCUGCAAUCUGUGCGUAAGUGGGUGUGUCAAAUGUAGUGUAGGAUAGUGCUUGGGUAGCCUACGCACUCUGAAAAUAGGAAAAGUUCAUCAUGAGUUUAGUCUGAAAUCUACCGCGGACUACCAGGAUGGCUGUCUGGACACGAGCGGACAAAAAUGGUCAAUUAGAUCUUUUGCUCCGGGACCGCUGGAUUCGGGUAGCGGCCGAAUUGACCCGCGAGACUUUCACAUUAACGGCCGAAACAGAGAUAAGCGGACACGGGAACAACUUGGAUUACACCAAUUCAGCGGGCCUGCGGAAUGGAACGUCUAACGGAAACGACCCGGGUUUAGCGUCGGGAAAUUCGAACCGUGGUCAAACCUCAAACCCAGAACUACAUCCGAACCAUGGUGCGCUAGGACGAAGCGGUAGCCCAGCGCGCGGGGGCAUCAACCGGGGUCACUACGACGGUUUUAAUAGCCCCAGCCCUGGCAAGUAUAAUCGUGAUAACGGUACGAACUCUGAUUUUGGCAGCCCGGGGUCCAGUUACGGUAGUCCUGGAUCUAGCUUCAGUUCCAGGCAUGGCGAAACUUCCAUCAAUUUAGAAUCCGGCGCAUCAGAAGCUGUGCGUAAAGUUAGAGUUGUAAAACAAGAGUCUGGCGGGUUGGGGAUCAGUAUCAAGGGGGGUCGGGAAAACCGAAUGCCCAUCCUGAUAUCCAAGAUCUUCCCUGGACUUGCAGCUGAUCAGAGUCGGGCUCUUCGGGUCGGCGACGCGAUCCUGUCAGUCAAUGGAAAUGACCUCAGGGAGGCUACGCAUGAUCUAGCGGUGCAGGCUCUAAAAAAGGCCGGGAAAGAGGUUACGCUUGAGGUUAAAUAUAUCAGAGAGGUUUCCCCACUGUUUAAGAAGCCCUCCUUGGUGGCAGACCUGCCGUGGGAUGGGGUGCGUCCUCAGUCCCCCAACUUCAGUGGCAGUGAGGACUCUGGGUCCCCCAAACACAGUGGGGCCAAGGACAGGAAGGUCAUCCUCCUCAAAAUGUGCUUUAUCAGCAGAAACUUGACCAUGCCUGACCUGGAGAACAGGCUCUUGGAGCUGCACUCCCCUGAUGGCCAGCACACGGUAGUGAUGCGCUGUAAGGACGGCCCCAGCGCCCACUCCUGGUUCACAGCCAUCCACACCAACAUUGCUGCCCUGCUGCCCCAGACUCUGGCCCACAUCAACUCCUAUCUGGGCUCCAGCACCACUGGGUCACACCCCCAACUCAAACACAUCAGCUGGCUGGCAGAACAGGUCCAGCUGGAUGGUGGGCGGCACCAGUUCCGACCAAUCGUCAUGGCACUGACAGAGAAAGAUAUCCUGCUGUUUGAAUCAGUGCCAUGGAACCGCGAAGCCUGGUCCACACCCAUGCUCACACACCCACUACUUGCCACAAGACUGGUGCACUCUGGCAGUGCCCGCAGUUCCCCGGCACAGGGGGCAGACCUGGUGUUUGCCACUCGGACGGGUACAGGGCGGGGCAUCGAGUCCCAUGUGUUCCGGGUGGAGACACACUGGGACCUGUCCUCGUGGACCCGGGCCCUGGUGCAGGGGGCGCAUGCUGCCGCAGAACUCAUUAAGGAGGUCUCCAUUGGUUGCAUGCUGAACAGGCAGGACGUUCGCCUCAUACUGCACUAUGAGAAGGGCUUCACUGUGACCCGGGAGCCAGGAGAGACUGCAGGGGGUGCUGUGCUCUUCAGAUACCCCUUCGAGAAGCUCAAGAUGUCUGCAGAUGACGGGAUCCGCAACCUCUAUCUGGACUUUGGGGGUCCAGAGGGUGAAAUGGUGUUUGACCUGCACUCUGGCCCCAAGCCCAUGGUGUUUGUUCUUCAUUCCUUCCUGUCUGCCAAACUGACUCGUCUGGGCCUGCUGACGUGAAAUGGGAAGAGGCUGAAGUCGGGAACAUAUCCAGAAAUAUUCUUAUUUUUACUAUGUAUCAUUCAACACAGCCUUCCAAUGUAAUUUUGGCAAUUUUUUAUGUGAUGAACAGAGUACGAGUUUGUUCAUAUGAGCAUGUGUCAAUUGGGUUUCCAAGUUGAUGACUGCGUGUGAGUGGCCUAGAGCAUACUGCCAGAAUGAAUGGGUUUAUACUUUUGCAUUUCUGUUGGCUUUAUAGAGUGCCUGUUACCCAAAAACUGAUUAUCUAGCACAUUAUCCAAAAUGACUGUUAUAAUCAUUAUUGCCAACUGUGCCUUGUUACAUGUAGUCAUAAAUGCUAUUUUUAGUGUGUGUAAAAGUAUUUUUUAUUUUCAAAAGGUAAAAGGUUUUAAAGCAAAGUAAGCUUUCAACAACAUGCACAGCAAUAGGAUUAUUCUUAUAUUGUUAACAUGCUAUUUCCGUACUGUUUUUCAGUUAAUUAUUUUGUAUGUAUAUCCUAUGUUUAGCAUGACUUGACUAUGAAAAUAUGAUGCUGUUUUUGAGCAUUUGCAAAACCAUGGCGUAACGCCAGUGACCCCUGUCACCUGCCUCAAAGUCAACCUGCCCUCCAGUAGGCUAGUCACACUGCCAAACCAUUGUCCUAUGCUGCCUGAGAACACCACUUCCCUUUAUCAUUCCCUUCUGCAUUAGCCCUAAGCCAAUGCUUUCUAUUAAAGCUCAUGAGGUCAUA
This is a messenger RNA of Oncorhynchus nerka (sockeye salmon), 2697 nucleotides long. It is a transcript of the gene sntb2, whose product is annotated as syntrophin, beta 2. Gene Ontology annotation, cellular component: dystrophin-associated glycoprotein complex; synapse; intracellular anatomical structure. Gene Ontology annotation, molecular function: protein binding; structural molecule activity. The record is from RefSeq and is a predicted model, not a curated record. The coding region runs from base 204 to 1967 and encodes 587 amino acids. Lineage: Eukaryota; Metazoa; Chordata; Actinopteri; Salmoniformes; Salmonidae. The transcript is spliced from 7 exons.